Mesitornis unicolor (brown roatelo) is the source of this 699-nucleotide messenger RNA. It is a transcript of the gene ANKRD66, whose product is annotated as ankyrin repeat domain 66. The transcript is spliced from 5 exons. The record is from RefSeq and is a predicted model, not a curated record. NCBI's taxonomy places the organism in Eukaryota, Metazoa, Chordata, Aves, Mesitornithiformes, Mesitornithidae. Gene Ontology annotation, molecular function: protein binding. Bases 139 to 699 code for a protein of 186 amino acids.
GGGGCGAGCACCCGAAUACCCGUGAGAAAAUUCCUCCGGCCAGGUUGCAACAUCCCGCGGAAGAGCUGCAAUGCCAACAGCUUUGCAGCAGGGGGAGGAAGGAGGGAAGGUACCAGGCACCUUCCUGAACUGUGCAGCAUGACAGAGCUGCACGAAGCCGUGGCUUUGGGGGACUACGACCUGGUGGAUGAGAUCCUGAGGAUGGGGCGCUGCGACCCAAAUCACAAGGAUGUUGACUGGCAUGACAGGACCCCACUGCACUGGGCUGCUGCAAAAGGGCGAUCGGAGCUGGUCAAGCUCCUCGUGGAUCACGGUGCCCGGCAUUGCCUGCGGAGCGACGUGGGCUGGACCCCGGCCCACUUUGCUGCUGAGGCGGGGAGACUGGGGGUGCUUCGCACCCUUCAUGCACUGCACGCCGACAUGGACGUGGUUGACCUCUUUGGCGACACUCCCAGGAGGAUUGCGGAGAUCUACGGCCACCAGGACUGCUCCAGGUUCUUAGAAACAGCAGAGGUGGAGAGCAGAAACUACCGCAGGACAGCUGCAAUGAAAGGAAUCCCCUUAGACCAGAGAGAUGAGGACUGGGAGCUCAAGAAAGAAGAACUUGAGAGAAACCCACCGUUUUCUCAGGAGAAAUACAUGGAGAAAUACACAUCCUCUGCUCACAAUAAAAAUAAGAAAAAAAGGGGGAAGCAGUAG